AUGCAUUGCCAAAAGUGUCGGACCCCUCUGAAGUUAGAUAGCUCCCUCGAAGAUCUUAAUCCAGCAGCAUUUGACUUGCUAGUCGGGGCCACUUCUCACCAACAGCCCAAAAGCCUCCCCUCACCCCGACCUAUUUUUCCACCAGAACGAAAACAGCUAUACGAUCGAGUCUCUAAAAAUGCCCCUCCGCCCACCUUCAAGCGGCACAUAUCAGGGCCGCGACGAAAUGAUACUUCGUUGUCUGAUACUACGAGGAGUGGCCUAGCAAACCCCGCCAUGUCCUUUGUCAUGCUUACAGAGUCACAAGUCGUCCCGCCAUCUAUUGUGAAGAGCCCCGACGAUACAAGCCCGAAAAAGCAACGGCAAGACGGGGCUCCGAAUCUGGAUGGCCUAGAGAAUGAGGGGAAGCAAAUGUCACAGGAAAUGGAGAGAGUAUCGCGACUCUUCGAAAUACUCUCUGCUCGCUCCGACAUUGAUCAUCCAAUAUGUGUUGAAUGCACAGAGCUACUUGUAGAUGGAUUACAAAGGCGGUUAGAGGCUGCUACAAAGGAGCGAGAUGCUUAUGGCGGUUUUCUAAAACAGGUCAACGCCAGUAUCCCGUCUGAAGAGGAGGUUAAGGAAGCCCGGGAACACCUGGCAAAAGCUCGGGAGGAUGAAGCGGCCGCUAUCGAAGAGUUGAAGAAAGUAGAGAAGGAGAGAGCAGCAGUGGAUGAAGAGAUUGCCGAGCUUGAAGAGGAAGCUCGGACUCUAGAUCUGGAAGAGGAGAAAUUUUGGCGCGACAGAAACGCCUUUGCCAUGAAACUAGCAGAAUUCCAGAGUGUGAGGGACAGUGUCAAUCAACAGUAUGACCAUGAUGCCCAACUAUUGGAAAAACUACAGCGCACCAACGUAUAUAACGAUACAUUCUGUAUAAGCCAUGACGGCAAGUUCGGGACCAUCAACGGACUGCGCCUCGGGAGACUAUCGAAUGUCCCUGUCGAUUGGCCGGAGAUCAACGCGGCCUGGGGCCACACGCUUCUUUUACUUGCUACAGUAGCUGACAAGCUGGGUUUUAAAUUUGAAGGCUACGAACUUCAACCCAUGGGAUCAACGUCUCGAAUAAUCCGGCACGACUACCCUUCGCCUUCAGCAAGUCGGACCGGCUCUCAACGUGGGAGCACUCGGCCGCCUAAGAAAUCCAUUUUAGAGCUCUACUCUUCAGGCGACAUGCCUCUCGGUCUAACAUUUAUGCACCGAAAGUUCGACACUGCCAUGGUAGCAUUCCUCGCAUGCAUGAAGCAGCUAGGGGUAUUUGUAGAGCAAGAAACCACUCAAACAUCGGAUGGUGGCCGAGGCCUCAGUUUGCCAUAUAAGAUUGAGGGAGAUAAGAUUGGAGACGUGAGCAUCAAACUUGGUAUUGCCCAAGAUGAUGCGUGGAGUCGGGCGUGCAAAUUUACUCUUACGUGUUGCAAGUUCCUUUUGGCGCAUGCUUCCAAUAUCAACGCGCCAAAUGGGAGACAUGGUUCGUAA
Venustampulla echinocandica is the source of this 1509-nucleotide messenger RNA. RefSeq lists its product as uncharacterized. Lineage: Eukaryota; Fungi; Ascomycota; Leotiomycetes; Helotiales; Pleuroascaceae. The transcript has 2 exons. Bases 1 to 1509 code for a protein of 502 amino acids. The record is from RefSeq and is a predicted model, not a curated record. Gene Ontology annotation, biological process: autophagy; cellular response to nitrogen starvation; late endosome to vacuole transport. Gene Ontology annotation, cellular component: phagophore assembly site; phosphatidylinositol 3-kinase complex, class III, type I; phosphatidylinositol 3-kinase complex, class III, type II.